AUGAAGAGCCUUCAGUUGACUUUGAACUCCGAACGACGUUUUGACAAUGAUUAUAGCAAUGAUAUACAAGAAAAGUGGACACAGAAUGACUUUUGUUCAAUAUUGGAUGUCUUCCAUAAUGCUGUGAACACCAAUCCUCCACCUAGAAGUGCAUGGUUAUGGUUCUUUAUUUUAAUGAUUUGUUGGGUAUUGGAAUGUGCUAUUGUUUUCGUUCUAGUUCCUUCUAUUUCUUGGGUGAAAUAUAUUGUUCUACCUAUUAUAAUGUAUGCUACUGCUUUUCUUGUUACUUGGCGACAUAGAGUUAUUCGAAAUAAGUUUGAAUCAUUUAUUACUGAUCUAUGUGAUCGAUUUAAUGCAACUGAAAAUAUUAGAGGUAUUCAUUAUCAUUUUCAAUGUCACAGUCCACCAUGGUAUUAUCUUUGGCGACGUACCCACUAUACCCUUAGUAUUGAUUUGGAUGACAGAUAUCAAGCAUUGACGGCAAAAAGUUACAGUCAAACUACCGAUGAUGAUCAAAGUUACUGUGUAGCUAUUCCUGAUGUAGCCCAUGUACCACAAAAAUUAGAUCCUUGGGAUGAAAAAACUCAAAUGUUUAAAGAUUACCAUUGACCUUAAAUGUGAAAAAAAAAAAAAA
Messenger RNA from Halteromyces radiatus, 634 nucleotides. RefSeq lists its product as uncharacterized. The record is from RefSeq and is a predicted model, not a curated record. Lineage: Eukaryota; Fungi; Mucoromycota; Mucoromycetes; Mucorales; Cunninghamellaceae. The coding region runs from base 1 to 609 and encodes 202 amino acids. The transcript has 4 exons.